Messenger RNA from Candida albicans SC5314, 2586 nucleotides. RefSeq lists its product as uncharacterized. The transcript has a single exon. Lineage: Eukaryota; Fungi; Ascomycota; Pichiomycetes; Serinales; Debaryomycetaceae. The record is from RefSeq and is a predicted model, not a curated record. The coding region runs from base 1 to 2586 and encodes 861 amino acids. Gene Ontology annotation, biological process: protein folding in endoplasmic reticulum. Gene Ontology annotation, cellular component: EMC complex.
AUGCUUUCAAUAUUGUGGCUAUUUGUGAGCUAUUUUCUAUGUUUUUCAAAUGCAGUAAUGAUUGACGAUGCAUUUGGUUCAAGAGAAUCGAUUAAUUACCUAUAUGGAGGGUCCUUGAACAACAUUCAUUUGUUGAAAAAUAAUAUACUUGUUGGCACCAACACUUACAAUCAACUACUCGGAAUUGAUGUUUUAAAUCACGAUUCAAUUAAAUGGAAGAUUAAUAUAAAUGAGUUAGAAAAAAGUAAUGUGAUAUCGACUGGUAGUCAUAUCUAUGUAUAUGGAUCUAGUCAAGAUAUUUACCAAAUUGAUAAUCUUGGUAAUUUAGAAAUCAUUGAGUUAGGAUCUAUUCCUAAAAGUUUGCACGAUGGGAAAUAUGGAUUGUUUAUUAUUGAUUCAGAGAAUGUACUUAAAUAUUACAAUGGAGAAUUUCAUACAAUCGAUGACAAUGCUUCUUCUAUCAGAGUUGAUCAAAACAAAGGGUACAUAUAUCUUCUAGUUAAUGAUAAAAAAUUGAUUAAACUUUCCAAAACCGGACAAGUUGUAUUUACUACUGAAAUUGAAGUUGGAUCAAUAAAGGAAUUCAAUAAGGGAAUUCUCCUAACUGGGAAUGAUCAAAUAUUCAAAUUUGAUGAACACGAUAAAAUAUUUAAAAGAAUUGAAAAUGAUUCAUUUAAAAACUUGGUAAUUGUUGACAAUAAUUUAUUGUAUGCCACAUUGAAUGAUGCUGUGCAGUUGAUCCACGUUACUAAGAAUCAAAAGACUGAAUUACUUGAAGUUAUCAAACUCAAACCAAAUGCAAAAGUCGAGUUAUUUACUACUCCCUUGAAUGCUUUUCUUGUUGUGUCCUAUCAAAACUUGAAACAGGUUCAUGACUUGACAGAUCUUCUUGAUACCAAAGAUGCAAAAAGUAUCAAACAGCUUAUUCUCAAACUGUCAUUGGAUUUCCCACACCUGCUUGUUUCUAUAAACAAAGAUCAAUUGAAUCUUUUGUUGAUCAAUGACCAAUUGGUUGGAGAAGUAUACAGUUUAUUUGAUGGUUCUAAAGUAGAGUCUAUUUAUCCACAGUUCCAUCAAUACUCCUCAAAGGCUAACAAAUACAUUAUUGUUGAUGAACCCGAAUCAGAGAGCAUCAAACAUGAACUUGAACUGAUUCUUCAUGAAGGUGAUGGUGUAUAUGUUUUAACAAAUUGGAUUCGUAGAGUUACAAGACACUUGGCUGAGCUUGGCAAAUUUAUUUCGUCAUUUAACUAUAAAAAUUUGUUUACUUCAAAUGAAUCAAUUGGAUUUGUCAAAUUAAUUGUGUUUUAUGAUGAAGAAUACAAAAAGUUUGUUGCUGUAAAAUCAAAUAACUUUGAAAUUUCUUGGGAAUUACCAAUUGAAGGGGAUUUUAUUACAUUGCGUCAAAUUAGAAAUGGGAACAUUAUUGGAAUCUUCAAAUCAACAAUCAUAGAAAUUAACACUGCUGAUGGAUUAAUCGUUAACAAAACCUCAAACGAUUCUGGAUUUUUUGAUGUAUUUGAUGUGAAAGGUGUUUUGGGAUUUGAAAACAAACACGGAUUCCAAUUAUCAGCACCAGUUGAUACAAAUACAUUUUUCAAGAAAGUUAUUAGCAGUGAUGAAGUUGCUGGAUUUGUUAUUCCAGCAGGUUCCUUAGAUUCUAAAAAGACAUGGUCUUUCAAACUUGACGAAAACAUUGUUUCUUGCAAAAAUAUACCUGCAGAUUCUACUACUUCUUCUUUGGGGAUUCCAUUAGCUGAUAAAUCGGUAUUGUAUAAAUACUUGAAUCCAAACACCAUUUCAUUGUUGACUUUUGGAAAAUCAUUAAAGUUUCAUUUGAUAGAUGGAAUCACGGGGAACUUGUUAUAUUCUUAUACUCAUGAUACUUCAGAAACCGUGGAUCUUGAUUCGAUAAGUCUUGUUAUGGAUGAUAAUUGGAUUGUGUAUUCUUAUUUCACCAGUGAACCAAGACUUGAACAGAGAAUAAAUGUUGUUGAUUUAUUUGACGCUCAAUUUUCAUCUGAUGCUUCUGGGAUCGCCUCGCUGAAAACAAUCGAUAAAGUAUCCACUAAGUCAUUUAUUUAUCCAGAACGUAUUGUACAAUUGCAAUCAACUAGAUCUUUAUAUGGUAUUACCCUCAAAUCUAUAGUUGCACUCACCGAACUGGGAAGUUUGAUUGAAAUUCCUAAAUUCAUUUUGAAUAGUAGAAGACCAGAACAUGAAGUUAAAGCUGCUGAUUAUGGUAAUGAUUUUAACAUGGUACCUUAUGAUCCAAUAAUUGCUAAAACAACAUUCCAAGUUUUGAAUCAUAAAUAUCAAUUAAACAGCGGUAAUGAUGCUGGUGCUAAAGGGUCCAUACUUGUGAAACCGACAUUAUUUGAAUCAACAUCAGUGAUUUGUUAUUUUAAUAAUGAAAAUCAAUUUUGUAGUGUGAUUCAACCUUCAUCGUCAUUUGAUUUAUUGAAUAAAGGUUUUGAUAAAAUCAAAUUGCUGAUUACUAUUGUGGUAUUAUUUGCUGGAUUUAUUAUUUCAAAACCAUUUGUGUUUAACAAGAUAUUAAAUGCUCAAUGGAUAGAUAGAAAAUAG